CUCUUUCAGGCGGCCGGGUAGCGCCAGUCAGCAAUUGGGAGGUCUUCCCGGGCGCUCGGACACUUGCUCGGGCCCUCGCAGAAUGGAGGCCGCCAACGAGAUUAAACUGUUUGGGAAAUGGUCGUUUGCGGAUGUGGAGGUGAACGACAUCUCGCUUGAGGACUACAUUGCCGUCAAGCCCAAGUAUGCGCGGUUCACGACCCACAGCGCGGGCCGCUUCCAGAAGCGCCGCUUCCGCAAGGCGCAGUGCCCCAUCGUGGAGAGGCUGACCAACAGCCUCAUGAUGCACGGCCGCAACAACGGCAAGAAGCUGAUGGCCUCCUCCAUCGUCAAGCACGCCUUUGACAUUGUCAACCUGCUGACCGACCAGAACCCCGUGCAGGUGCUGGUGGACGCCAUCAUCAACGGCGGCCCCCGCGAGGAUGCCACCCGCAUUGGCAGCGCCGGCGUGGUGCGCCGCCAGGCAGUGGAUGUGUCGCCGCUGCGCCGCGUCAACCAGGCCAUCUGGCUCAUCACCACCGGCGCCCGCGAGAGCGCCUUCCGCAACAUCAAGACCAUUGCGGAGUGCUUGGCGGACGAGCUGAUCAACGCGGCCAAGGGCAGCUCCAACAGCUACGCCAUCAAGAAGAAGGACGAGAUUGAGCGUGUGGCCAAGGCCAACCGCUAAGCGGGCAACACCCGUGGCGCUGCUGCUUGGCAGUCGUGCAUUGGCAGCGGCAUGUCGGAUGCGGAGCUGCCAGUAUGUGUGCAUGGCGC
Molecule: messenger RNA, 756 nt
Organism: Chlorella variabilis
Lineage: Eukaryota; Viridiplantae; Chlorophyta; Trebouxiophyceae; Chlorellales; Chlorellaceae
Product: 40S ribosomal protein S5
Exons: 5
Coding region: 83-667 (194 amino acids)
Biological process (GO): ribosomal small subunit assembly; translation
Cellular component (GO): cytosolic small ribosomal subunit; ribosome
Molecular function (GO): mRNA binding; rRNA binding; structural constituent of ribosome
Source: RefSeq, a predicted model, not a curated record